AUUAAAGUAUGAUCAGUAGUAGAUCAUAAUAGAAACGUACCUAGUAUAUGGUCAACUGCUACAGCUUUUAGAUCAGAUCGGGCACCAAGUUCCAGGAACUUUGUAAGUUCUUUCAAGGAUUCACACAUUUUUAUAUGAAAAUUUUAAAGCAUGAGAACAUAAAACAAGAUUGAGAGAAAACAAACCUGCAGGUUAUUUUUUAUUCAUCGAUAAAUAAACAGGGAAUAUAACAUAAACAAAUGGCAAAAAUGAAGACUGGAGAACUGGAAAAACGGUCUGGAAAACCUUGGAAAAAUGCAAUAAAAUAAAAGGUUAGAAAUUACAUAACCUCACUCUGUCACUGUCACUCUACAAAAACAAACAGCGGAAGUGCAAAGAGAAGAAUAAACAAUUUGGUAGAUUUUGCAAAUCUGUGGCUCAAUGCUAAUGCACCAUGAAUUUUAUAAUUGUGGAUAAUUGCAGAUUAUGCCAAAUCAACAUUGGAACGAUUCCAUUUGAAAAUGAUAACAUUCUACAAGAACAAAUUUGUUCAUUUUUCAAUAUUCAGGUGAAUGAUCUCUCAGAUUGCUUACCAAAAAAUAUUUGUUCCACAUGCCGGGACAAAUUAGAUGAAAUACAAAGCUUUGUGAAAGAUGUCCAAAGGGUAAAUGAAAACUUAAUUGCCCUAGCCUUGGACCAAAAGAAAUUUGACAUAAAAGAAGAAUCAGAGGAUGCAUUUCCUAGUAUGCUUGAUCACCCAUGUAGUGAUAAUGAAAAUAGUUAUGAAUUAAAGUGCUCGAAGUGCCCUGCUACUUUUGAAGAUGCUACAGAUUUAAAAAACCAUCAAAUAUCACAUGAUCAACCGCAGGGUUCUCAAGAAGAUUUCCGUUGUCCUGUUUGCUCAAAAUUUUACAAAAGAAUUCGUAGAUUGGAGACUCAUAAAAGAGGUCAUCCGGAAAUAUAUUGCGCUAGCUGUGAUAUAGUUUUUGAUAGUACUAAUGAGAGAAUAGGACACCUGUGUAUAUUAGAAAAAUCUGAGCAAAACAUGUUAAAUGAACCUUCGCAUUGUGACAUUUGUACACAACAAUUCAGUGAUAGGCAAAGCUAUGUAGCUCAUCUGAAAAAUCAUGGAAAAUAUAUGUGCCCUAGAGAUGGAUGCUGCAAAAUUCUUAGCUCUCUUAAAACACUGAAUAAGCAUUCUUCAGUACAUGAUGACAAAAAACAUUUUUUGUGUGGAACAUGUGGUAAAGGUUUUACUACAAAAAAGUCUUUAUCUUGCCAUGAAAAGCUGCACUUAGCUGUAAAACAAUACAGAUGCAAGGAGUGUAAUUUAAGUUUUUCUUUUCGAAGCAAUUACAGAACUCACCUUAGGUUUUACCAUGAAGGUUUUAGAUUUGCAUGUACAAAAUGUGACAAAACCUUUAUGACUAACAUAAGCCUGGAGCGUCAUGAGAGAAUGCAUACAGGCAAGAAAGAUUUUAAAUGUGAACAGUGUGCAGCGGAAUUUUUCAGCAAAAAAGAGCUAAAGAAGCAUUUUCGUUGUCAUGUAGUAAGUACUCCAGCCUCUAUUUGAAUUUAAAUCGCUGCUGGCAGGUUCUUUGUUAUUGACAUGUGUCAAAGGCACGCCAUUUGUCAUCCGUUUAAGUUUGAGGUUAUUCAACUGUCAUUCGUGUUUGGAGUUUAGCAAGUAUAACGAGCUUGACUUUUUUUGUAUACACUGUGGGAAUGGCCGAUGAAAACGAGCCAGAGCGAACUGAAAGCGAACCCCAAAAGCAAGAGAAGAUGUUUUCGCUGAAAAAAUGGAACGCUAGUCGCAAUGUGGAGUUGGGAUGUUGAAUGCGAUACUUGCGCUAUUUGCAGGGUUCAAGUGAUGGACGCCUGUCUCAGGUGUCAAGCUGAGAGCAAAAAAGACUCGUAUGGCAAGCAGGAUUGCGUAGUGGUCUGGGGGGAGUGCAACCACUCGUUUCACUAUUGUUGCAUGUCUCUGUGGGUAAAGCAGAACAAUCGAUGCCCUUUAUGUCAACAAGAGUGGUCCAUACAAAGAAUGGGGAAGUAAAAGGGUGAAAAGAAACAUAGGUGCGAGACAUGCUUUCAAUCGUUCCAUGAUAGAUUCUAUCUCAAAAUUCAUCAGAGAAAGCAUACUGGAGAAAGGCCAUACAUCUGUGAUAUCAACUCUUGUGGGAAGUCAUUUAUGGACAAUUCCAAGUUGAGUAGGCAUAAAAAAACAAUGCAUUGAAGAGCCUCACUAAUUCAAAAUUAUUGAAACUAUACCAUUUUUGUGAAAAUAAUAGCAUUUUGAAUUAUUGGUUAUAUAAAUAUAUUUUACACUUGCUCAUCUGUAUCAAAUAGGGCCAAUGCCACAAAAGAUUACAAUUGUGGUACUGUUUGUGUGUGGUAUCAUUAUGUAUUAUGUAUUGAACUAUUUAAAGAAACUAUAUUUUUAUGAAUAAAUUAAAAUUAUUAUCCAUAUAUACAUAUUUGUAUCCAAUAUUCUAGAUAUGUUUUGUGGAAAGUAGAAUCUGGAAGCAAACUUUCUUUGUCUUUACUGUAUAUAUUUUGAAAAUUGUUUUAUAGAUGGCACUGUAUAUUUAUACAAGUGGAUACAAUGCCAUCUAUGAGACACUAACCUCAUUUUAUCUCAGAUAACUUUUUGACGCGAGAAUAUAGCAUCAAGUUGGAUAUCUUCAGGUGAAAUACCAUAAUCAAUACUAAUAUAAAGAUACGAAAAAAAUUC
Acanthoscelides obtectus is the source of this 2713-nucleotide messenger RNA. Lineage: Eukaryota; Metazoa; Arthropoda; Insecta; Coleoptera; Chrysomelidae. The record is from the annotation of a GenBank genome assembly.